Molecule: messenger RNA, 6757 nt
Organism: Aethalodelphis obliquidens (Pacific white-sided dolphin)
Lineage: Eukaryota; Metazoa; Chordata; Mammalia; Artiodactyla; Delphinidae
Gene: SUPT6H
Product: SPT6 homolog, histone chaperone and transcription elongation factor
Exons: 37
Coding region: 964-6144 (1726 amino acids)
Biological process (GO): transcription elongation by RNA polymerase II; transcription elongation-coupled chromatin remodeling; nucleosome organization
Cellular component (GO): transcription elongation factor complex
Molecular function (GO): DNA binding; histone binding; nucleosome binding
Source: RefSeq, a predicted model, not a curated record
UCCCAGUGCUGUGUUUUUAAAGCCCAGGAAACUCCAUUUCAUGGUUCUGUGGUUCUCCACUGCCAUUUCCAGACUUGGGUGCAUCUGACAGCGGGAAAGUAGAAGACAAAGUUGGGAUUGGUUGGUAUAAAAUUACAGAAUGCUGAGGAAAAUUAUGCCCAGGAUUCAAAUUUAAACUCAGUUAGCAUUUUUUGAAAUAGUAGACUAGGUUCUUUCUCCUAUGUCAUGUAAUAUUCUUAACUGUCCUGCGAGGUAGGUAGUGCUGUUGCCAUUUUCCAGAUGAAGAAAUUGAUAUUCAGGCACGUUCAAUAAUAUGCUUAAGUUUAUAUGCCUAGUAGGUGGUGGGGCCAGGAUUUGAUCUCUGCUCUUAGGCCCAGCAGUUUUUGUAUUUAGCUAUGUUGCAUUUAAUUUGUAGGCCAUGGAAGUCUCUUUCUAAGUGUUUUUUGUAUUUUUGGUUUUUUGGUUUUUGUUUUGCUGGGGAGGUAAAUGGUCACAAUAGAGUUGUGGUUCUAAUGUUUCUGAAGAGGCCCCUUCUCUGCCCAAAUGCUCCCAACCACUACUCACGCAAGUGGGCUCAACUUCAUGAAACGUUGUUUAAUCUGUCAAAAAGGAUUUUCCUUUUGAUAGUGUAUAUGAAAGUUCCUGUCAUUAAGUUGGCAUUUAGUUAUUGUUUCCCAAACUUAUGAGUGAGUCAUAUAAACUCACUACACUGUAUCCCUACCUAUAUAAUUAUUCCUACACUAAUUUCUUCAUUUGCUUAUUUCUGUCCCCAGAUGGUAAGUGCAGUAAAACUCUUUGGACAAGCAAGAUGGUAUAUACAGAGCAGUCCAGUAUAAUUGCUUUUUUUAAGGUACACAUGAGAGGGGCAAUUGUGAGAGGAAUGGAUAAUGGAAGAGAUGGAGCCAUCUGAUUCUUACUCUCUCCUCCCAGUCAUCUUCAGGCAGGCCGUGAGAAGCUGCAGCAAUGUCUGAUUUUGUGGAAAGCGAGGCCGAGGAGUCAGAGGAAGAGUACAAUGAUGCAGGCGAGGUGGUGCCCCGGGUCACCAAGAAAUUUGUAGAAGAGGAGGAUGACGAUGAGGAGGAGGAGGAGGAGAACCUGGAUGAUCAGGAUGAACAAGGAAACCUGAAGGGCUUUAUCAAUGACGAUGACGAUGAAGAUGAAGGGGAGGAGGAUGAGGGUAGUGACUCUGGUGAUUCAGAAGAUGAUGUUGGCCACAAGAAGAGAAAACGCACAUCUUUUGACGACCGCUUGGAGGAUGAUGAUUUUGAUCUCAUUGAGGAGAAUUUGGGUGUCAAAGUCAAAAGAGGACAAAAAUACCGACGUGUCAAAAAAAUGUCAGAUGAUGAGGACGAUGACGAAGAGGAAUAUGGCAAGGAGGAACAUGAAAAAGAAGCUAUUGCAGAGGAGAUCUUUCAGGAUGGGGAAGGGGAAGAAGGGCAGGAGGCCGUGGAGGCCCCCAUGGCUCCUCCAGAGGAGGAGGAAGAAGAUGAUGAAGAGUCAGACAUUGAUGACUUCAUUGUGGAUGACGAUGGACAACCACUGAAAAAACCUAAGUGGCGGAAAAAGCUUCCUGGAUACACUGAUGCUGCCCUGCAAGAAGCCCAGGAGAUUUUUGGUGUGGACUUUGACUAUGACGAAUUUGAGAAAUAUAAUGAGUAUGAUGAAGAACUGGAGGAAGAGUAUGAGUAUGAGGACGAUGAGGCUGAGGGCGAGAUCCGAGUGCGCCCCAAGAAGACCACCAAGAAACGUGUGAGCCGCAGGAGCAUCUUCGAGAUGUAUGAGCCCAGUGAGCUGGAAAGCAGCCACCUCACAGAUCAGGACAAUGAAAUCCGAGCUACUGACCUGCCUGAGAGGUUCCAGCUCCGUUCCAUCUCCGUCAAGGGGGCUGAAGAUGAUGAACUGGAAGAAGAGGCUGACUGGAUCUACAGGAAUGCCUUUGCCACACCAACCAUUUCUCUGCAGGAAAGCUGUGAUUACCUAGACCGAGGGCAGCCAACCAGCAGCUUCAGUCGAAAAGGACCCAGCACAAUUCAGAAGAUUAAAGAGGCCCUGGGCUUCAUGAGAAAUCAGCAUUUUGAGGUGCCUUUCAUUGCUUUCUACCGGAAGGAGUACGUGGAGCCCGAGUUGCAUAUCAAUGACCUGUGGAGGGUGUGGCAGUGGGAUGAAAAGUGGACCCAGCUGAGGAUCCGUAAGGAGAACCUAACACGGCUGUUUGAGAAGAUGCAGGCUUAUCAGUAUGAGCAAAUCUCUGCUGACCCUGACAAGCCCCUUGCUGAUGGCAUCCGGGCUCUGGACACCACCGACAUGGAGAGGCUCAAGGAUGUACAAUCAAUGGAUGAACUGAAAGAUGUCUACAAUCAUUUCCUGCUUUAUUAUGGUCGUGACAUCCCCAAGAUGCAGAAUGCCGCCAAGGCCAGCCGCAAGAAGCUAAAGCGUGUAAGAGAAGAGGGAGAUGAGGAAGGUGAUGGUGAGGAGGCAGAAGAUGAGGAACAGAGAGGGCCAGAGCUCAAGCAGGCUUCCCGCCGAGAUAUGUACACCAUCUGCCAGAGCGCUGGGCUAGAUGGCUUGGCCAAAAAGUUUGGGCUUACUCCUGAGCAAUUUGGGGAAAACCUCCGGGACAGUUACCAGAGGCACGAGACAGAGCAGUUUCCUGCAGAGCCCUUGGAGCUGGCCAAGGAUUAUGUUUGCAGCCAGUUCCCUACACCAGAAGCUGUGCUGGAAGGUGCCCGCUACAUGGUAGCCCUGCAGAUUGCCCGAGAGCCCCUUGUCCGGCAGGUGCUGAGGCAAACUUUCCAGGAGAGAGCCAAGCUCAAUAUAACCCCCACCAAGAAAGGCAGAAAGGAUGUGGAUGAAGCCCACUACGCUUACUCCUUCAAGUACUUAAAGAACAAGCCUGUUAAGGAACUGAGAGAUGACCAGUUCCUCAAGAUAUGCCUGGCUGAAGAUGAAGGGCUGCUCACCAUUGACAUCAGCAUAGACAUGAAGGGGGUGGAAGGCUAUGGCAAUGACCAGACGUAUUUUGAAGAAAUCAAACAAUUCUACUACCGAGAUGAGUUCAGCCACCAGGUGCAGGAGUGGAAUCGGCAGCGGACCAUGGCCAUUGAGCGAGCUUUGCAGCAGUUCCUGUACGUGCAGAUGGCCAAAGAGCUCAAGAACAAGCUGCUGGCUGAAGCCAAAGAAUAUGUCAUAAAGGCCUGUAGUCGGAAGCUCUACAACUGGUUGAGGGUGGCACCCUACCGGCCGGAUCAACAGGUAGAGGAAGAUGAUGACUUUAUGGAUGAGAACCAAGGGAAGGGCAUCCGAGUCCUAGGCAUUGCUUUCUCCUCUGCCAGAGAUCACCCUGUGUUCUGCGCCUUGGUCAACGGUGAAGGAGAAGUGACAGACUUCCUCCGGCUGCCUCAUUUUACCAAACGGCGAACUGCAUGGAGAGAGGAAGAACGGGAGAAGAAGGCUCAAGACAUUGAAACGCUAAAGAAAUUCCUCCUGAACAAAAAGCCUCAUGUGGUGACAGUUGCAGGAGAGAACAGGGAUGCCCAGAUGUUGAUUGAGGAUGUGAAGCGCAUUGUGCAUGAGCUGGACCAAGGUCAACAGCUGUCCUCUAUUGGGGUGGAGCUGAUUGACAAUGAAUUGGCCAUUCUCUAUAUGAACAGCAAGAAAUCAGAGGCAGAGUUCCGGGAUUACCCUCCUGUGCUGAGACAGGCAGUCUCCCUGGCCCGGCGUAUCCAGGACCCUCUGAUUGAAUUUGCCCAGGUUUGCAGCUCUGAUGAAGACAUUCUGUGCCUCAAGUUUCACCCCUUGCAGGAGCAUGUGGUGAAAGAAGAGCUGCUCAAUGCCUUGUACUGUGAAUUUAUCAACCGAGUCAAUGAGGUUGGAGUUGAUGUCAACCGUGCCAUUGCCCACCCCUACAGCCAGGCCUUAAUUCAGUAUGUCUGUGGCCUGGGACCUCGAAAAGGGACCCAUCUCCUAAAGAUCCUGAAACAGAACAACACCAGGCUCGAGAGCCGGACCCAGCUGGUCACCAUGUGCCACAUGGGUCCCAAAGUCUUCAUGAAUUGCGCUGGCUUCCUCAAGAUCGACACGGCCUCCCUGGGGGACAGCACUGACUCAUAUAUUGAAGUCCUUGAUGGUUCCCGAGUUCACCCUGAGACCUAUGAGUGGGCCAGGAAGAUGGCAGUGGAUGCUCUGGAAUAUGAUGAAUCAGCCGAGGAUGCCAACCCUGCAGGGGCCCUUGAGGAGAUCUUGGAAAACCCAGAGCGACUCAAGGACCUGGACUUGGAUGCCUUUGCAGAAGAACUGGAGAGGCAGGGCUAUGGUGACAAACACAUCACUCUGUAUGACAUCCGAGCAGAGCUGAGCUGUCGGUAUAAGGACCUCCGGACAGCCUAUCGCUCUCCCAACACAGAGGAAAUCUUCAAUAUGUUAACCAAAGAAACACCAGAGACCUUCUACAUUGGAAAGCUCAUUAUCUGCAAUGUCACUGGCAUCGCCCAUAGGCGUCCACAGGGUGAGAGCUAUGACCAGGCAAUCCGCAACGAUGAGACAGGGCUAUGGCAGUGCCCCUUCUGUCAACAGGACAAUUUCCCUGAACUAAGCGAGGUCUGGAACCACUUUGACAGUGGUUCAUGCCCAGGCCAGGCCAUCGGUGUCAAAACAAGGCUAGACAAUGGUGUCACUGGCUUCAUCCCCACCAAAUUCCUCAGCGACAAAGUGGUAAAGCGGCCGGAGGAACGAGUGAAGGUGGGAAUGACUGUUCACUGCCGCAUCAUGAAGAUUGACAUUGAGAAGUUUAGUGCAGACCUGACCUGCCGCACCUCAGACCUCAUGGACAGGAACAACGAGUGGAAACUGCCCAAGGACACCUACUAUGACUUUGACGCUGAAGCAGCAGACCACAAGCAGGAAGAGGACAUGAAACGGAAGCAGCAGCGGACCACAUAUAUCAAGCGAGUGAUUGCACACCCGUCCUUCCAUAAUAUAAAUUUUAAGCAAGCAGAAAAAAUGAUGGAGACCAUGGACCAGGGUGACGUGAUCAUCCGACCGAGCAGCAAGGGUGAAAAUCACCUGACAGUGACCUGGAAGGUCAGUGACGGCAUAUACCAGCACGUGGAUGUGCGGGAAGAGGGCAAGGAAAAUGCCUUCAGCCUGGGAGCCACCCUGUGGAUCAACAGUGAGGAAUUUGAAGACUUGGAUGAGAUUGUUGCCCGCUAUGUUCAGCCUAUGGCGUCCUUUGCCCGGGACCUUCUGAACCACAAGUAUUAUCAGGACUGCAGUGGUGGGGACCGUAAGAAAUUAGAGGAGCUGCUCAUCAAAACUAAGAAGGAGAAGCCCACCUUCAUUCCCUAUUUCAUCUGUGCCUGCAAGGAACUGCCCGGCAAGUUCCUACUGGGAUACCAGCCCCGGGGUAAACCCAGGAUAGAAUAUGUAACAGUGACUCCAGAAGGAUUCCGGUACCGGGGCCAAAUCUUCCCGACUGUGAAUGGCCUUUUCAGAUGGUUUAAGGAUCAUUAUCAGGAUCCUGUACCAGGCAUCACCCCCAGUAGCAGCAGCAGGACCCGGACACCUGCCUCUAUCAAUGCUACCCCAGCCAAUAUCAACCUUGCAGAUCUGACACGGGCUGUGAACGCCCUGCCCCAGAACAUGACCUCACAGGUGUUCAGUGCCAUUGCUGCCGUGACAGGACAAGGCCAGAACCCUAAUGCCACCCCGGCGCAGUGGGCCUCCAGCCAGUAUGGCUAUGGCGGCAGUGGAGGGGGCAGCAGCGCUUACCACGUGUUCCCGACGCCAGCCCAGCAGCCGGUGGCCACGCCACUAAUGACCCCCAGCUACUCCUACACAACCCCAAGCCAGCCCAUCACCACACCACAGUACCACCAGCUACAGGCCAGCACCACCCCUCAGUCUGCCCAGCCCCAGCCCCAGCCCUCCUCCAGCUCCCGGCAACGGCAGCAGCAGCCAAAGUCCAACAGCCAUGCAGCCAUCGACUGGGGGAAGAUGGCGGAACAGUGGCUGCAGGAGAAGGAGGCAGAACGGCGGAAACAGAAGCAGCGGCUGACACCUCGGCCCUCCCCCAGCCCUAUGAUCGAAAGCACCCCCAUGUCUAUUGCUGGCGACGCCACCCCACUCCUGGACGAGAUGGAUCGGUAGGGGGCCUGCUCCUAGGACUCUGGUUACCUCUGAGGCUGGGAGAGGCCUGGCUGCCCAUUGCCUCACUCCUUGCCCCUCCUUUUCUGUCCAUAAAGUGGAGUGAAUUGACGUUCUCUUGGUGGUCAGCCUGGAUGGGUGACAGUCUGGAUGACCUUGCACACUUGAGCUCAGUGUACGCUAGGCAACAAUACUCCCACUCCAGGUCCUCACCGACCACCUGUCCUGGGACCAGGCUGGGAAGGGAGUGUGGCAGGGAGGAAGAAGAGGAAGAAGAAAAUGAGAGUGGAACAGUUUUGUAUUCUACUCCCUACAAGCCAUUUUGAGCUUCUGCUCUCACCUGACUCUGGGCUGUGACGGAGCACCAGCUCAGCACGUGAGUCUCCCCCAGCUCUCGUGGGGAGAUGAAUGCUAUUUAUUCAGUUUGGGACAGGAGAGAGGAGGGAAGGUAUUUCUGACCGAUACCAACAGCUUGGGUGGCUAUCAAAGCAGGAUCACAGGGACGCAGGGGAGCAGCGCUAACCUGCCCAGCCCCACCUGGCUGCCCCUGCCCCCUGCUGCCAAGCUUCCUGCCCAUCAUUUGAAUAAACAGUGUUUCUACAGAGCACUUGGCAAA